This is a messenger RNA of Penicillium odoratum, 1353 nucleotides long. RefSeq lists its product as uncharacterized. Gene Ontology annotation, cellular component: mediator complex. Gene Ontology annotation, biological process: regulation of transcription by RNA polymerase II. Gene Ontology annotation, molecular function: transcription coregulator activity. The record is from RefSeq and is a predicted model, not a curated record. NCBI's taxonomy places the organism in Eukaryota, Fungi, Ascomycota, Eurotiomycetes, Eurotiales, Aspergillaceae. The coding region runs from base 1 to 1353 and encodes 450 amino acids. The transcript has 3 exons.
AUGUCGGAUCGCACCCAUUCGUCUUUUCCAACCGGUCCUCCUUCACCCUCUUCACCCGCCGCCGGGUCUCUCAAAGAGAAUCGCCAGCUCCCCAUCUCCUCGGAACACAUUCCUCAGACCCCGACUUCGCCUCCGUUGAUGUCUGUCAGCGAUCAAAGUCAUGUCUCAAAUUUUGCAUCCACCCAGGCAUCACCCAACCAGGCGAUUAUCCACCCAAACACCUCCUCCCCUCCCUCGUCUACCCCGAUGUCUACCCAGGUCUCUCAGCAGCCGACAAUGAGUACGACAAACUCAUUCCCUACCCCCGCAAGCAGUGUGAGUGGUCAUCUCGCGAAUGCGACGUCAGCGGAAGACGCAGAUCACAAAUCUUUCAGCCCCGGAAUGCAGGACUCAAGGAACAUGGAGGGACAGCAGGUUACAGAGCGCACACGAACCGAUCACGAUCGGCAGUCCAUGACAACCGGUCCUGAAGCUGGCGUGCGCGAUUUCGCCACCGGUCCCGGUCAGCAAGCGACAGAUACAGAUGCCAUGGAUGUGGAUAAAGAAUCCGCACCCCGGUUCGACGCCCGUAACCUCGGGUUAGACUCACUUCAGAAUGACUUCACUUCGGCUUUCCAUCUCUGCAAAAGCUCACCCAGUGUGACUGGACCGGAUCCUUCGUUGGAUCUUAUUUCCCUUUAUGGGCUCAGCUCGGUUGCGCACUCGGUGGCAAGAAUGGACCAUGUGACAGGAGAGAAGAUCAAUCGGCUAAGAAAGUCCUACGAGGGCAAAUUGAAAGGAUUGGGAUUGGCAGGCCGGAACAAGCCCGUGAAACAGGAGCCUGGCGCGCCUGGUAGUUUACGGCAUCUCACAUUGUGGCCACAGGAAGAAUGGGACAACCAGAAGGUGUUUGGCAAGCAGAUCAAGGUGGCAGAACUGGACUCGGCGCUUCACAGUCUUCAGACUAAGGCCAUGCAACUGGAACCGGGCCCGGUGCCUAACAAUGACUUUUGGGAGGAUGUGCUAGGCCACGAAAAGCCCGUCAAGAACCAGGGCUCCGGUGAUACGGGCAAGAAGGCUGCACCUACUCCUGGGGGACGUCACACCCCUCAUGGGAACAUGUCCGCUACGACGCCGCACGAAACUGAACGAGCCCGGCCUAGCCGCGGCCGUAAGAGACACUACGAUGACAAUAGCUUUGUCGGAUAUGGCGAAGGCUUUGCAGAUGACGAUGAUGACCCUGGAUUCUACUCCAACGGCGAGGGAACCGGGAAAAAGAAACGGAAGAAGGAUCACGUUUCCAAAGUUUCCACCCCCAUGUCCGAACGCGGCGGAAGCUACGGGGUUGGCAUGUUUGGGAUCGGCGCCAGAUGA